This is a messenger RNA of Chrysoperla carnea, 1831 nucleotides long. RefSeq names its product NGFI-A-binding protein homolog (gene nab). Gene Ontology annotation, molecular function: transcription coregulator activity; transcription factor binding. The transcript has 5 exons. Lineage: Eukaryota; Metazoa; Arthropoda; Insecta; Neuroptera; Chrysopidae. The record is from RefSeq and is a predicted model, not a curated record. Gene Ontology annotation, cellular component: nucleus. Gene Ontology annotation, biological process: negative regulation of DNA-templated transcription. Bases 264 to 1766 code for a protein of 500 amino acids.
CAUAGCAGCGAGUCAGGCAAUCAAACAGUCGCGCCGUGUCCGUGUAUUUAUUUAUCCGUCAUAUCUUUAAGAAUAUAACACACAUUACCGCGUGAAUCGCGAACACGAAAAAAGAAUAAUUAACAAUUGUGAAUAUAUCAAUCAAACUGUGAUACCUAUUAAUUAAUUAUAAGUAUAUAUAAGAAAAACAUGAAAACGUAAUUUAUAUGAUUGAGAAAAUUAAUGGAAAAACCUUAGACGGGAAAAACUAGAAUAAAAAAAUAAUGGAUUUAAAUAAUAAGUCAACAUCGUCAGUGGUCAAAGCGGACGAUGGAAAUAGUUGUGGAUCUGUGGUUAGCUCAACAAGUGUCGGAAUAUCGUUACGACGAUCUUCCCAACAGAAUAAUAAUAUUACGGACAAUACAAGUGCAGCAACACCGGGUACAAUAAGUCCGCGUGUUCAAACACCUACACCAUUUAUGAUGUCAUCCACAUCGAAUUUAACACCAUCGUUACGAUCUACCCCAUCACCAUCGUUUGUGGGACCAUCAUCUACACCGACACAUGCGACAACAAAUCCAACGAAUUCGAUAACAAGUGGGAAUAAUAAUACGGUUAUGAAUGCUAAUUCGAAUAAAAUCAUUAGCCGUAAUGUAAAUGGAACUUUGACAGUUACAUCUGCUCCGUCCAAUGAAGCUGAACUUCAACUAUAUCGUGUUAUGCAACGAGCAUCAUUAUUAUCAUAUUACGAUACAUUAUUAGAAAUGGGUGGCGAUGAUGUUCAACAAUUAUGCGACGCAGGUGAAGAAGAAUUUUUAGAAAUUAUGGCAUUAAUUGGUAUGGCCUCAAAACCAUUACAUGUACGUCGUCUUCAAAAAGCACUACACGAAUGGAUGACGAAUCCAGCAUUAUUUCAAUUACCAUUAAUAUCAAUCAAUUAUAACGAAUUUGGACCGUUUACUGCACCAAAUCCAAGAUUAUUGUUACAACAAACAGCUGCAUUUGCAGCUUUACGCAAGGAUGUUGUGAGUCCUGAUAAGAGUAUUAAUUCAGUAUCACCAGGCAUCACCGAUUUUCAAACGCUGCAAAAUAAUAUGACACCCGGAACAUCUGUAAAUAAUUUUUCGAUAGCUUCGUCAAGUUGUUCUAUAAAUAAACCGGUAUCAUCGCCAGCGGAUGUUUCAUUAGGAUCAACUUCAGCUACAUCUAGUCCAGGCCCAACAAUGAAUCCCGGUUCUCCAUUACAACGAAUAAAUCCAGUAUUGACAGAAGAACAAAUAGCAUUAAUCAAUGAAAGUGCGAAAAAUUUGAGUCGUUUUCUACAUCCGGUAGAACCGAAACAAAGUAGCACCAAGAAAAAAAUUAAUAAAGAAUUAGAACUUGUAAUGAUGAUGAAUGAGGAUAAUCCACGGCGUAUGGAUGAAAUUAGAAAAUAUUCUGCGAUAUAUGGUCGUUUCGAUUGUAAACGAAAAGCUGAAAAACCAUUAACAUUACACGAAAUAUCGGUGAAUGAAGCUGCUGCGCAACUUUGUAAAUAUAUUCCAGCAUUAUUAACACGUCGGGAUGAACUGUUCCCAUUAGCUAGACAAGUUGUACGAGACUGUGAUUAUCAUAAAUAUAAUAAAAUUAAUAUAACAAUGUCGCCUCCAGCAAGAACGAGAUCAAUUAGUACAAAUUCAUCAGAUAGUGAAACAACAUCAACAAGUGGUGAUAUUUCAGAAAAUCAUUCACAAGUACAAUCUGGAAAUAAAAGUCCAAGAAGUGUGGGAUCAUCACCAGGAAGAUAAGAAGUAAUGAUCUAUCAAUUGUUAACUGUAUUUAUUUAUAAACAUAAAAUGUAUAUUUUUGUAUA